Messenger RNA from Eptesicus fuscus (big brown bat), 2517 nucleotides. RefSeq names its product HHIP like 1 (gene HHIPL1). Lineage: Eukaryota; Metazoa; Chordata; Mammalia; Chiroptera; Vespertilionidae. The record is from RefSeq and is a predicted model, not a curated record. Bases 1 to 2517 code for a protein of 838 amino acids. Gene Ontology annotation, cellular component: membrane. The transcript has 9 exons.
AUGGCGGGACGGCGAGCCUGGCCCGGGACCGGGACCGGGGCCGGGGCGCUGCUGGCGCUGCUGGCUGUGCGGGCGCUCGGGGCGGCGGCGCACCCGCAGUGCCUGGACUUCAGGCCGCCCUUCCGGCCGCCGCAGCCGCUGAGCUUCUGCGCGCAGUACUCGGCCUUCGGCUGCUGCGCGCCCGGGCGGGACGCCGCGCUGGCCCGCCGCUUCUGGGCCCUGGCGGCGCGCGUGGACGCCGGCGUGUGGGCCGCCUGCGCCGGCUACGCGCUCGACCUGCUGUGCCAGGAAUGCUCGCCCUACGCAGCCCACCUCUAUGACGCCGAGGACCCGGCCACGCCCCUGCGGACCGUGCCGGGGCUCUGCGAGGACUACUGCCUGGACCUGUGGCAGACCUGCCGGGGCCUCUUCCGCCACCUGUCGCCCGACCGCGAGCUCUGGGCGCUGGAGGGCGACCGUGCCAAGUUCUGCCGCUACCUGUCCCUGGACGACACCGACUACUGCUUCCCUCGCCUGCUGGUCAACGAGAACCUCAACUCGAACCUGGGCCGCGUGGUGGCCGACGCCCAGGGCUGCCUGCAGCUGUGCCUGGAGGAGGUGGCCAACGGGCUGCGUAACCCCGUGGCCAUGGUCCACGCCCAGGACGGCACCCACCGCUUCUUCGUGGCCGAGCAGGUGGGGCUGGUGUGGGCCUACCUGCCCGACCGCUCCCGGGUGGAGAGGCCCUUCCUGAACGUCAGCCGGGCCGUGCUCACCUCGCCCUGGCAGGGCGACGAGCGGGGCUUCCUGGGCCUCGCCUUCCACCCCCGCUUCCGGCACAACGGCCGGCUCUACGUCUACUACUCGGUGGGGCUCGACUUCCACGAGUGGAUCCGCAUCAGCGAGUUCAGGGUCUCGGAGGACGACACGAACGCCGUGGACCACAGCUCUGAGAGGAUAAUCCUGGAGAUUGAAGAGCCAGCGGCGAACCACAACGGGGGCCAGCUGCUCUUUGGGGACGAUGGGUACCUCUACAUCUUCACCGGCGAUGGCGGGAUGGCCGGAGACCCCUUCGGGAAGUUUGGAAAUGCCCAAAACAAGUCGGCGCUGCUGGGCAAGGUACUGCGCAUCGACGUGGACCGCACGGAGCGCGACCCGCCCUACCGCGUCCCGCCCGACAACCCGUUCGUGGGCGACCCGGAUGCGCGGCCCGAGGUCUACGCCCUGGGGGUGCGCAACAUGUGGCGCUGCUCCUUCGACCGCGGCGACCCGGCGUCGGGCGCGGGCCGCGGGCGCCUCUUCUGCGGGGACGUGGGCCAGAACAAGUUCGAGGAGGUGGACCUGGUGCAGCGCGGCCGCAACUACGGCUGGCGCGCGCGCGAGGGCUUCGAGUGCUACGACCACAAGCUGUGCGCCAACGCCUCCCUGGAUGAUGUGCUGCCCAUAUUCGCCUACCCGCACAAGCUGGGCAAGUCCGUCACCGGUGGCUAUGUGUACCGGGGCUGCGAGUACCCCAACCUGAACGGCCUCUACAUUUUCGGCGAUUUCAUGAGCGGGCGCCUGAUGUCCCUCCGGGAGAGCCCGGGGACAGGCCAGUGGCAGUACAGCGAGCUCUGCAUGGGCCGUGGCCAGACCUGCGAGUUCCCGGGCCUCAUCAACAACUACUACCCACACAUCAUCUCCUUCGCGGAGGACGAGGCCGGGGAGCUGUACUUCAUGUCCACGGGCGUGCCGAGUGCCACCGCAGCGCGUGGGGUCAUCUACAAGAUCAUCGACCCCUCCAGGCGGGCACCCCCCGGCAAGUGUCAGAUCCAGCCCGCCCAGGUGACGGUGAGGAGCCGCCUCAUCCGCUUUGUGCCCAAAGAAAAGUUCAUCCGGAGGGCCGAGAGCACCCCGCGGCCCACAGCGCGCGCGCCCACGAAGGUGCCCCGGCGCGGCCGCCCCACAGCCCCUCCGCCCAUGCCCACCCCGCGCCCAACGAGGCGCAUCCCGCGCCCGGCAAGGCCCACCCCGCGCCCAACAAGGCCCAUCCCGCGCCCGGCAAGGCCCAUCCCGCGCCCGGCAAGGCCCACUUCGAGCCCAACAAGGCCCACCCCACGCCCCGCAAGGCCCACCCGGCGGCCCGGCGGCCGGAGGGUCGGCGGCCGGCGGCGGGGCCGGCCUGGCGCUGAGAACUCCGCGCCCUUGAAUGGGGCCGUGCGCCUGGUGCGGCCCGCGGGCCUGAGCCCGGGCCGCGGGCGCGUGGAGGUGUUUGCAGGCGGACGUUGGGGCACCGUGUGCGACGACGGCUGGGACAUAAAGGCCACCGCCGUGGUGUGCCGCCAGCUGGGCUUUGCCCACGCCGUGCGGGCCACCAAGGGCGCGGAGUUUGGGGAGGGCCGCGCGCUGCCCAUCCUGCUGGACGACGUGCGCUGCGCGGGCGACGAGAAGACCCUGCUGGAGUGCGGGCACGCGGGCCUGGGCACGCACAACUGCAGCCACGAGGAGGACGCGGGCGUCAUAUGCAGCCAGGAGGACCCCGACCGUGGGCGAGGGUAG